CUGAUAUUUGCUCAAAAUGUUCAAUCCUAAAUUAAAAUUGUUCGAUCUCAAAUUCAAAAUUUAUAUAGAUAAACUAGUUUUCAUGUAAUACGAUUCAGUGAUUCUGUUCCAAAACCAUUAAACAUUUGAACUUUUAUACCAUUUUAUUUAAAACUGGUAAAUUUACACAUAAUGGAUAAUCUAAGCACUAUUUCAUAAUUGGCUUGGAGUUUUCUAGACUGAUGAUAGCGUCGGUUUCGUGCAAAAGGAGAACAACUCAAAAUAUGUGCUUUUAAAAUUUGGACGCAAAUGAUGUAAAACUAUGUGAACUUUCAUUACAUAAAUAACCGUUCCGAAAUUCGUUGAAACACUUUAGAUUUAGAUAUUUCUAUCAAUGUUGUACAAUAAAAGCACAACUCAAAUCGUCUAGUCCAAUUAUGAGUAAUAAUAAAAUAAAUGAGUGAUUUUGUAGGUUGUAAUUUGGGAGCCCUCCGAAGUUUUUCUUAAAUUUGCAUUUUUGAGUUGUGUUCUUCUUUCCAAAGGCGACGAACUAUAGUUAUGUAAUUUACCUUGAAUAUAAUUUGAAACAAAUUAAUUUUAUUACACUCCGGCUCAAACAGUCUAUUCUCAUUAUCGUCUGUCGUAAUAUAGUGCAAUAAAGAUUUAUCUUGUUGCAAAGUAUGUAGUGUUUUCUGCCUGUGACUGUCCUUCUGUCAUACAUUUUGUUUCUAGUGUUUCCUGCGGUGCGUCAACUUGGGGAACAAGUUGACAAUGGGGUUGGGGAUGUUUUGUUCAACAUUGAUGACCUUAUGGUCGGUGAUGGCUUUCCGGCACGAAACAUGUUCUACAACCAUCUCAGUCAAAUCUCAUGCUCCACCCUAGUUUCGACUGAUGAUGACAGCAUGCUCGAUCUGAGUAUGUGUGACAACCUGUAUCCUGAGCAUACAGGGCAGGGUAAGAAAAUAUAUUAUUUUUGGAUGUUAUAUUAUGCAAACUGACUUUCUGAUACAUACCUUAAUCGUAGUGUUCCCACUGGUUCGCUUGCUUGACAAUCGUGCUCACAACAUCAUUGGUAAUCCGGGUGUUGGGGAGAUUUCGGUCAAUACUGUUGAUCUUAUGGUCGGUGAUGUUCCACCGGUGCCAAAUUCAUCUCGCAAUCGAAUAGAUCAAAUCAGUGAAAUCAACUUGCGUGAAGAACGUGUGGAUUUCUCGUAUCCCGAGCAUUCAGUCCAGGGUAAGUAACAAUAAUAAUGUCUAAGUGUUUUGAUUCAUUAACAAUAUUAAAAUUUUGUUUAUAGCGUUCCCACCGGUUCCAUCAUCUGAUUUACAAGUCGGAAUCACCGUUGGUAAUCCCGAUGGUGGAAAUACUUUGGUCAACUUUGAUGACCCUAUGGUCGGUGAUGUCACACUGACGCAAAACUCAUGUGGUUCUGGAACUUUGACAGCAGUCGAAAACGUGCCAGAACAAAACAUUCGUGGCGGACACGUUGGCUUCUCGUCUCCUGAGCAUUCAGGCCAGGGUGAGCAACUGCACUUAUUUUGAAGUUUUACAUGUAACCAUUUUGUUACCCCACAUUCCUCUUACUUUCCAGAACCAUUUGAGCCGAACCUAGAAGGCGCAACGAAGGAAUUCAAGAAGCGAUUUGUCAACAAUCGUUUUGGAUUCCCUUGUGGCGUAUGCGACAGGCUAUGGUUUUCAAAUGACUUAAAACUGCUCAGUAAUGCCGAAGCGAUGGUGUUAGCCGGCACCAAUUUGGAAACCACAGGCUUGUCUGCAUGCGUCACAUGUAGGACCAGCCUGAAACAUGGAAAGGUUCCAUUGUUGGCUGUAUCCAAUGGCUUCCAGUUUCCAGAAUAUCCGUCGAAUCCGCAUCUGCCACCGUUGGACCCGAUCAGUGAGCGCUUCAUUUCGCCACGGUUGCCGUUCAUGCAAAUUCGGCGACUGCGCUUUGCAGCCGGCAGUUACGGCAUCAUUGGUCAGGUGAUCAACGUGCCUGUAGAUGUGGAUCAGAUGGUCAGGGAGCUGCCUCGCCAACUCGACGAUGACAGAGCCAUCAAUGUCUCUAUUAAGAAGCAUUUGGUGCACAAGACCAGCUACCUGUCUGGAUGGGUGAAGAAGGCAACUAUCAGAGCCUGGUUGCAGUAUCUGGUGACUACCCCGCUUUACCGUCACUACGGUAUAACCUUCAGCGAGGAUAACCUGCAGGCCAUUGAUAUCCACCCUCGAGUUGAUGAUGCCAUCGAAAACCUGGAAAGUGAAAACGACAUCGAAAUGCUGAUUGGGCAGCAGCAGACCUUGCUUUGGAAUGAGGAUAAAUGUUUGGAGAUAGCUCCGGGGCAGAACAGAGUGCCAUUGUCCAUCAUUUACGAUGAGCACGCUGAGGAGCUGUCAUUUCCGGAUAUUUAUCUCGGACAACCAAGAAGGUUCAAUUCGGAAAUACGAGUGACGCCGUUCAUGAUGGCCACCAGUGAAUUGCGACGUCGGGAUCGACGGGCAGCCAAACCGAAGCAUCUUCUGUAUGUGGCAAUGAAGAUUCUUCGUCUACGCGUUUCUGAAGGACUUCAAAACACAUUUCGGUGUAUGGGAACCGCAAAUAUUACACGCGAAAUGCUGAAUGACAGGGAAUUUCUCGAGCAAUGCAUCGAUCGAAACCUGUCUUUCUUAAAGUCGAUCCCAAAUUCGGUGCAGUAUUGGCAGCAGCGCAAACGUGAUCUAUUUGCGAUGAUCCGGCAGCUAGGGAAACCCACAAUGUUCCUCACUUUGAGUGCUAGUGAGACAAAGUGGCCACUUCUACUGGAAACACUGCAGAGAUUGUCGGGAGGAAAUAUAAAUGGCAACGUUAUGCAGACGCUAUCGGCUUUACAACGGGCAACACUCGUGAACGAAGAUCCAGUGACUUGCUGUGUGUACUUCAACAAACUUGUUGAUGUUAUAAUGCAACUCUUGCAGUCUUCGAGGUACAGCCCGUUUGGAGAGUACCGUGUUGUGGAAUUCUUCAAGCGGAUCGAGUUCCAACAUCGCGGAAGUCCCCACGCCCACAUACUGCUCUGGUUAAACAACGAUCCUAAUGAAGCAGUUUCGGAGAACAUGCCCGCCACAGCGCAUCUGAUCGAUAGCCUUUGCUCCGUGAAGGCAGUUGAUCUACCGGAAAGCUACGGAAACCAAGUGCAUAAGCACACCUUCACUUGCUUCAAGCGGGGCGAGAAAAGCUGCCGGUUCAAUAUCCCGUACUGGCCGACGGAUCAAACUAGGGUAUUGCUGCCACUUCCGGUGGAUGAUGGACGCCGUACACAGCUGAAGAAACGAUCCACCGAAAUACACAAUCUGUUGGAGACCAAAACGUUCGAAACGUUCGCCGAGUUUCUCCACGGUUGCAAGUGUACGAUUGAAAGUUAUCUCGAUAUUAUUCGUGCAUCGAUAAAACGGCCAACCGUGUUGAUCAAACGCUCGAUGACAGAGCUAUGGACCAACCCGUUCAACCCGUGGAUCGCCAACAUUUUGCAGUCAAACAUGGAUCUUCAGUUCAUUCUCGAAGAGUUCUCUUGUGCAGCGUACGUAGUCGAGUACGUCAACAAGGCAAAUCGCGGCAUAAGCAGUCUUCACCGUGACCUUGUGCAGCUUUCAGAGCAGUUCCCGGAUUGUGACCAUUUGUCGCUGCUGAAGAAAGUCGGCCUCAAGAUGCUGAACUCUGUCGAAAUGUCUGCACAAGAAGCUGCAUGGUAUCUCCUACGCCAACCGAUGUCCGAAGCCAGCAGAAAAGUAGAAUUCAUCCCAACCAUGUGGCCGCACGAGAGGACCAAGACACGGAAGCGUACGCAGCAAAUGAACGAUGAAGGAAUUGCUGACGAUUCUACCGACAUUUGGACAUCCAAUGUGAUUCAAAAGUACGAAGCACGUGAGGAAUUAGAUGAUGUAUGCUUAGCCGAUUUUGCCGCUUACUACACGAAAGUUCAGAACACGGCUAAUUCAUACCAUCGUCGAACCACUGCACGAGUGCUACGUUGGCGCGGGUACCCCAUGACCGAUCUUCACAACUACAAGCGUGAGAUGGUACUACUUUUCCUUCCGUUCCGCAAUGAAAUGCUGGACUUGCUUGAUUGCAACAAAUUCCUCCAGUUGUACGACGAGCAUGAAAGCGGUUUGUUGCAAAAGCGAAAGGAAUACGACUGCGAGUUCAAUCUCGAGCAGACGGUCGAUGAAUAUCUGCGCAUGUGUGGCGCAAACGCUGACGAAGAACAAGAAGCAGCGACCGACAAGCACAACGAAUGUGUCCGAACGAUAACUAUGGAGCCCAAUGACGACGACAUCCAGAACUUGCCGACUCAUACCUUGACUGCAGUUGUCAAACAACGGUCCAAUGUGAUGAGUAAGCAAGCUUACUGCGAAAUGGUCCGUGCCACAAACCCCGAACAGCGUGCUUUGGUUCUCCACGUCAUACACUCGAUCCAUAGUUUCGAUGGCGCCCGAAAACCGUUGCAGAUCUUCUUUACUGGCCCGGCUGGUAGCGGUAAAACUUUUACAUUGCGUGUCCUGAUGGAAACGUACAAUCGUUUCAGCCAAGCACAUAAUGCACAAAACAACGCAUAUGUUGCAUGUGCUUCGACUGGGAAGGCUGCCGUUGCGAUUGGUGGAACGACGGUGCAUUCUGCUUUCCGCUUGACUAUGUCGCGCAGGAACAAUGCAAAGUUGAGCUUCGAAAUCCUCCAGCUGUAUCGGAAUGCCUUCGCGCAUGUACAAGCAAUAAUUGUCGACGAGGUAAGCAUGAUCGGGGCUAAUAUCCUGGAUUCAAUUCACGCAAGGCUACAGGAUAUAAGAGGAGAGUACGACGAUGCCUUCGGUGGAAUAGACAUUAUCCUUGUUGGAGACUUCCGCCAGCUGCCGCCAGUGAACGCUAGAUUUAUCUGGAAACCGCCAGCAAACUCCAUGCAUGGUGCUGUGUUGUGGCAAUCGCUCAAGUUUUAUCCUCUUGUCAGAGUCAUGCGGCAGAGUGACGAACAGUUUUCCGCUGUGCUGACAAAGAUCGGAAAUGGCACUCGAUUAUCGGAUGAAGAAACGCAGCUUAUCGAAAGUCGCUUCCGAACGGCAGACUGGUGCAAGCAGAACGUUCCUAAUGCAAUUCGUCUCUUCCACCGAAACCUUGAUGUGGACCAAUACAACAACGACAUACUGAGGGAAACGGAUGGACUAGAUUGUUUGGCGGAGGAUGUUUUCAGUGGGUACCGUAGUGACGAGCAAUUGGCAAGUGCAAGGAACAAGCUUCACAAAAUGAGCGUUGUAGAAGCUGGUGGAUUGCCAUAUCUGCUGCGUCUCACCGUUGGAAUGCCGUACAUGAUAACUACAAACGUUGAAGUAGAAGAUGGCAUCGUCAAUGGGGCAAUUGGCGAACUCAUGUACGUAGAGCAGAGCGAAGAUGACCAUCAGCAAACAGUGCGGUUAUGGUUCAGAUUUGAGAACGAAGCAAUCGGAUCUAAGCUGCGGAUCAAAUCAAGACCUCUCGUGUAUUCGAGACCCGGCAUCCUGCAACCAAACUGGACACCAAUUACGAAACGGUCUGCAAACAUUACCCUCGGCAACAUGAAAUGCAAAAGAGUUCAGUUCCCUGUGGUUAGUGCAUGCGCUCUGACUGUACACAAAUCGCAGGGAGGAACCUUUCCGCAAAUCGUGUACCACUAUGACAAAGGACAAGAGCAACAACUGGUCUACGUCGGGCUAUCCAGAGUGUCGUCCUUGGAUGGUCUUUACUUGACUAACGCGAAGAAUGAGUUCAAGUUCCAUCACGCUAAAGGAAGCGAUUCGCCGAAGAUGAAGGAACUUCGAACGGAAAUGGAGCGUUUAUCCAACCAUCGCCUUACCACUCUCAGUGAUGAAUUGGUGGCAUUCGUUGAGAACAGAGGCUCUGGUGUCGUGCUGGUGUCAGCCAAUGUUCAGAGUCUGAACGCCCAUGCACAGGAUAUUGCCACGGAUCAUGUGCUGAUGACCGGCGAUCUUCUGGCCUUGAGUGAGACGUGGCAGGAUAACGAAGUGUCCACGCAAAUCGAAGGGUUCACCAGCAUUUCUCAAUCUAAGCGGAUCGGGGCAAGAGCGGCAGGAGUUGCAAUUUACCAGAGAACUGGAGCAACAAGUGUGGCAGUUCCGCAUUCGAUAGAGAAGGCUUGUGCAAGUCACGACGUAGAGCUAGGAUUGUCGGACGAAUACGGAGACGUUUGUGCUGCUGAGGUUCAGAUUAUGGGUACACGCACGCUCUUGAUCUCGUUGUACAUUUCGCCAAGCACCACGACCAAACAGAAGAAAUUCUUCCUGGCACGGAAUCUCUUCAUGUACAUGAGAUCGAGCAUGCCCAUCAUCGUCACCGGUGAUUUCAACAUCGACGUGUCCAAGGAAGAAAAUAUUGAAUUCAUCGACUUCAUGAAGCAAUAUCUUCACCUGGAAUUAGCCACAGAUCCUUCACAAGCGACCACUCUCGGAGGAAGCUGCCUGGACUUGAUCUUCACACGUAAAAUUCGUGCUGAAAGUAGGAGAUACUGUUCGUACUUCUCGUAUCAUCGGCCCAUUCUGUCAGUGCUUGCGUUUCCCAGUGAUUCGCAGUCAUCCACAAGCACUGAGUAAGGGUCGUGCAUCUCUGUCGGUGGUUUCAAACCAUUUAUUUUCCCGCAGUCAGGGCAUCUCUGCCGGUUGAGGGCUCUGCUUUCCUCCGGUUGAGCUCUGCCUUGUUCUUGCACCUCAAGAACCACCGCAGACACCGCAGACGUCCUUCAAC
This is a messenger RNA of Aedes albopictus (Asian tiger mosquito), 6737 nucleotides long. RefSeq lists its product as uncharacterized. The transcript has 2 exons. The record is from RefSeq and is a predicted model, not a curated record. Bases 1712 to 6586 code for a protein of 1624 amino acids. NCBI's taxonomy places the organism in Eukaryota, Metazoa, Arthropoda, Insecta, Diptera, Culicidae. Gene Ontology annotation, biological process: DNA repair; telomere maintenance. Gene Ontology annotation, molecular function: DNA helicase activity.